Tripterygium wilfordii is the source of this 1166-nucleotide messenger RNA. Its product is annotated as probable BOI-related E3 ubiquitin-protein ligase 3. The transcript is spliced from 2 exons. Bases 177 to 1049 code for a protein of 290 amino acids. NCBI's taxonomy places the organism in Eukaryota, Viridiplantae, Streptophyta, Magnoliopsida, Celastrales, Celastraceae. Gene Ontology annotation, biological process: regulation of programmed cell death. The record is from RefSeq and is a predicted model, not a curated record. Gene Ontology annotation, molecular function: ubiquitin-protein transferase activity.
AGUAGAGUUCUUGCUUUCUCUUUCUAGAUUCUAUUGUCUUCAGAGAUUCGAUUUUCUCUCUCUAAACACCCAUAGCAAACCCUAAAUAAACCAAACCCCCAUUCAGCCUUGCCACUUCUACUCCAUCUUCUUCUUCUCUGAAAGAACCAGAAACAGAGCAAAUCGAGAUCGAGGAGAUGAUGAACCCGAUCGAAGCAAAUUCCUGUAUCUACAACACACAGAUGGGGUACGGACUACCAUUAUCGGGAACAACUACGGUGGAGACGCUCCUCCCCACCAUAUACGGCUCUGGAAUCACCGAUUCGAAAACUAAUACUGCUCCGAUCAAAUCAGAGAGCGGACUCACCUACAACAAUAUUCACCAGCUAUUGCCCAGAAAGCGUUCGAGAGAGACCUACUCUUCUUCCUUCAACAUCAUCAAUCCUCUCUUGUCUAUGCAAUUACAACAGCAGCAGCAGUUCGACAUCGAACACCUCAUCUCGCAACACAUGGAGCAGGUGAGGGUGGAGAUUGAGGAGAAUCGGAAGAGACAAGCGAGGAGAAUAAUCGAAGGUAUCGAGGAAGGAAUGAUGAAGAGACUGAGAGCCAAAGAAGACGAGAUUCGAAAGAUCGGGAAACUGAACUCCGCACUCGAAGAUAGAGUCAAGUCGUUAUGUAUGGAGAAUCAAAUCUGGCGCGAUCUGGCUCAGACAAACGAAGCCGCAGCAAACGCUAUCCGUACAAACCUGGAGCAGGUACUAGCGGCGACAACACGAUUAGGCGACGCGGCGGCGGCAGUGAUGGACGAUGCACAGUCGUGCUGCGGGAGCACUGGUGGCGGUGGUGGGGAGGAAGAAGAGGUGGAGCAGCGCAUGAUGGUAAAUAGGGCGCAUGGUAAAGGUAGUUCAAGAACAAGUAGGAUGUGCAGGAAUUGCGGGAAAGGAGGCGCGUGCGUGCUAUUACUGCCGUGCAGGCAUUUGUGUUUGUGUACGGUUUGCGGGUCGAAUCUCCAUACUUGCCCCAUCUGUAAAUCCACCAAGAACGCUAGUGUACAUAUUAACAUGUCUUAACAAUUUUUAUUUUUACCGCAUCAAAUUCAUAUUCCAUAUUUAAUUUCCUUUUUCUGUAUUUGAAAAUAAUUAUUCAUAAAGUUUGGAGGAAAAAUUUUGGAAUUUUAUUGGGUCUUA